Hypomesus transpacificus is the source of this 1519-nucleotide messenger RNA. It is a transcript of the gene slc38a8b, whose product is annotated as solute carrier family 38 member 8b. The record is from RefSeq and is a predicted model, not a curated record. Bases 191 to 1519 code for a protein of 442 amino acids. Gene Ontology annotation, biological process: amino acid transmembrane transport. Gene Ontology annotation, molecular function: amino acid transmembrane transporter activity. The transcript has 10 exons. NCBI's taxonomy places the organism in Eukaryota, Metazoa, Chordata, Actinopteri, Osmeriformes, Osmeridae.
AAAAGUUAACUCGCCGAGUAUAGCUUGGUAUCUUCGCUUGGAUGACUAGAAAAACUUCGGACACGUUUCACGUUUAUUUCAAAACCCAUCCCGCCGGCCAUCGCGCGCUCUUUGGCUUGCUGGUGUUGACUGCCCGGGGCCGGCAUCUGAACUGGAGAAACAGACUACAGUGAGUCUUGUGUAGUCGAAAAUGGAAGAACUAGCCCGUGAGAGUAUCUGCCUGCUGGCAAGAUCUGCGUCGCACGCGGACCCCCCACGCCUUGGUUCGUUCGGUGCCAUCUUCAUCAUGCUGAAGUCUGCCCUGGGUGCGGGGCUGCUCAACUUUCCAUGGGCCUUCGAGAAAGCUGGGGGAAUAAACACAGCUGUCAGCGUGGAAAUGGUGUCACUGGUGUUCCUUAUUAGUGGCCUGGUGAUCCUGGGCUAUGCCUCCUCAGUUAGUAGACAGAAUACCUAUCAGGACGUGGUGCGGGAGGUGUGUGGAGGCGCGAUUGGCCAGCUGUGUGAGGUCUGCUUCUGUUUCAACCUCUUUAUGAUCUCUGUGGCCUUCCUGGUGGUGGUGCAGGACCAGCUGGAAAAACUUUGUGUAUCCCUGUAUGAUGCUGUGACUGGGUCCAGCGAGGUGGAGAUGCCAUAUCACUGGUAUACAGACCAGCGCUUCGCCCUUUUUCUCAUGUGCCUCAUCUUCAUCCUCCCCCUCUCUAUUCCUAAAGAGAUUGGCAUACAAAAAUACACCAGUGUGUUGGGCACCCUAGCAGCUACAUACCUCUGUGUGGCUGUUAUUGUAAAAUAUUACUUAAUGGAGGACUAUACAGCCAUCAUCACCCCAGAGCACAUUCAAGGCAUAGGCUCAUGGGCAUCGAUGUUCAGUGUUGUGCCCACCAUCUGUUUCGGCUUUCAGUGCCAUGAAGCCUGUAUUGCUAUUUAUAGCAGUAUGGAGAACAAGAAACUCUUCCACUGGGUGGUCAUCUCGGUCAUAUCUAUGUUCUUCUGCCUGCUCAUCUACACUCUUACAGGUGUGUUUGGCUUCCUGACAUUUGGACGCGUUGUAGCAUCUGACAUUCUUAUGUCAUAUCCUGGAAAUGAUGUUGUCAUGAUCAUUGCCAGACUCCUGUUUGGAAUCUCAAUCAUCACGAUCUAUCCCAUUAUUCUACUACUGGGCAGGUCAGUGAUCCUGGACCUGAUGCAGCGUGUUCAGCGCAGGCGUCACGGUGUGGUCACACAUUCCUUUGAGAAACAAUGCAGAGUGAUUCUUACAGUGGUCUGGAUCACCAUCACUCUCCUCAUCGCCAUGUUUGUUCCUGACAUGAGUGAGGUCAUCGGGGUCAUCGGAGGGAUCAGCGCCUUCUUCAUCUUCAUCUUCCCCGGUCUGUGUCUCGUGUUCCUCAUGCAGUCAGAACCUGUGUCUCACAGAGUUCGGGUGUUACUGACAGUUUGGGGUGUGGUCACUAUUGUGGUUGGAGCCUUCAUCUUUGGACAAAGCACCACAAUAGCCAUCAUGGAGCUCUUCCAGAAGUUCUGA